ACCUCAUGAUGUGCCUUUUUCCUGCCCUAUAAGGCCUUAUCUGGCACCGUUUUGGGCUUGCGUCAGCGGCUUGGCGGACCCCUAUAAACCCAUGGCCUGGAAAUGCUGGCAUGAAAUCACGCCAUAUCCCUGUUGACCGUCUUUCACGCCCUCUUCGGUCGUGCGCAUAUAAACCAGCACCCCACCUCCCUCCCGUUUUCCCAUCUUCCAUCAUCCCACCUCGACCAUCCAUCUCAUCUCUUACUGCCCCAACUUCAGCAUCCUUCCUAGUAAACACCAUCUUCAACCAGGAUGCAUCGUCCAUCCAUGUUUGGCUUCAUUGCCACGGCCUUGGCUGGCUCGGUAUUGGCCGUCCCAUUCAAUGAUGAGCGCGAUAGCCAUCUCGCCCCUCUCAUCACCCCAACUGCCCCGCCAGUCGGAGGACCUCUCUCUCAUCUUUCCAUCCAAGCGGGUCGUUCCCCCUCCAACUACCUGAUCAAGGAUAACUACAUCGUCGUCUUCAAGAAGGGAACCCCCGAACUUCACUCUCGUCAACACAAGGACAAGGUCGUUCAACUUUGGAAGCAAGACCAACAACAGCGUCUUCAAGCCGACUCGUACGGACCCGCCGACUUGUUCUCCGGGAUCAAGCACCACUUUGAUAUUGGAUUGGACUCCUUCAAAGGUUAUUCCAUUCACGUCCCUGAGGCACUCAUCUCGAUCGUCCGAUCGUUCCCCGAGGUCGAUUACGUCGAGCGCGAUAGUCGAGUUUGGAUCAACGACCAGUUUGAGAAUCCUACUACGAUUCCCGUUGCCGAGAACCCCCCUCAUCCUGUCUCAGAGCCGAUCGACAUCGAAUACGGAGCCCCAUGGGGUUUGGCCCGUAUCUCGCAUCGCCACAAGCUCAAAUUCAGCACCUUCAACGUUUACCCAUUCGAAGAUCCUGCUGGGCAGGGUGUUGAUGCAUACGUUAUUGACACCGGUGUGAACAUCGAGCACGAAGAUUUGGAAGGUCGGGCAAGAUGGGGCAAAACCAUUCCUGAUGACCCAGACCAAGACUUGAACGGACAUGGUAGUCACGUGGCUGGAACCAUCGCUGGCAAGACCUACGGAGUUGCGAAGAAUGCUACCAUCAUUGCUGUCAAGGUUUUGGGCGCCGGUGGCUCCGGUACCAUGUCGGAUGUUGUCGCUGGUGUCGUGUGGGCUGCCGAAGCUGCCGCCACCAAGGCUCGCGAUGAAGCUGCCAAAAAGGACUCCAAGCACAAAGGCAGUGUUGCAAACAUGUCUCUCGGUGGUGGAAACUCCCCUUCGCUUGAUCAAGCUGUCAAUGCUGCUGUUGAUACUGGCCUUCACUUUGCUGUUGCCGCUGGUAACGACAACCGAGAUGCCUGUACCUUCUCCCCCGCUGCUGCCCAGAAGCCAAUUACUGUUGGAGCUUCAACCAUCCAAGACGAGCGAGCCUACUUCAGUAACCACGGCAAAUGUGUCGACAUCUUUGCACCCGGUCUCAACAUCAAGUCUAUCUGGAACACAGGCAAGCGAAGUGUCAACACGAUCUCGGGAACCUCGAUGGCUAGCCCUCACAUCGCUGGUCUUGCAGCUUAUUUCCUCUCCAUCUACCCCGAGAAAUUGGAUCUCGCUUCGCUCGGUGUCUACGAUGACGAAGAAGAGGAGUUUGUUGCGUCCAACGGAGAGGCUUAUGACUUGGGACAAUAUUUCUCUUGGAACACUGUUUCAUCCCAAGGUCAACUUGCUUUCGGUAAAUUCAAGGAAGCCGUUGGCUAUGCUGGCCCAAAGAAAUCCGACGAUGGCCCGCAGUCUCUUUCGACUAAGAUGUUGAAGAAAGCAAUGAUCAAGAUGUCGACCACGGGUGUUCUUUCUAAAUUACCGGGUCACACUUGCAACUACCUUGCCUACAACAACGCCACCGUGGCUCCUUCGCUCAGCCUCGCGGAACUUGGAAUCUAAGCUCCCAGCUUCACCUAUCCUGCUCUCCUUGUAAAAAAAACUGACGGAAAUAUACAGGCCAUUGUUUUUUGAGCACAUGCAUGUCAAAUCGGCUUUUGCUAUUAUUUUGUCUCUCACCACAUCCUCUUCCUCAGCUCUCGCUCUCGUCCAGUUGUACUAGCUAUAUCAUGUAAAACUUAUGUGCUUCUACUCCUCUCUCUCCGCUUUUGCUCCUUCUUCCACUCUGAAAUUCAUCCCAUAGCCUCUUUUCUUUGAAAACGCUGAUGUGUUUCAAUAUGUGUACGACUCACAACUUGGCCGGAAGAUCCCCAACUUUGAAAGACCUUUCCAGACAAGAUAAUGUCACUGUUGCCAUCUUUUGGGAUUUGGUGAAAUUCCCAGUAAA
Molecule: messenger RNA, 2332 nt
Organism: Puccinia graminis f. sp. tritici CRL 75-36-700-3
Lineage: Eukaryota; Fungi; Basidiomycota; Pucciniomycetes; Pucciniales; Pucciniaceae
Exons: 6
Coding region: 292-1947 (551 amino acids)
Biological process (GO): proteolysis
Molecular function (GO): serine-type endopeptidase activity
Source: RefSeq, a predicted model, not a curated record